UUGAAAUUGGAUUUUGUGGUGGAGAGGUUUUCAUGUCAGAACACCACAGUAGAACGCUUUCUAUCGGAGAAAUUUAUGAGUUGAGAAGCACAAACUAUGGACUUUCUCCUUCAGAAGAGUUGGACACAACAUACUGUUAUGAAGUAAACCACGACAGGAACGAAGCGGCUCUCAGAGAUUCUAUGGAAGAACACUCAAUGCAUGCUUUGAAAAAGCCCCGAAAGGGUCCGAAUGACGUUCUUAACGAGAAUAUGCCCGUUGCUAGUGAAAGUUGUUUGAAAAUAAGCAAGAGACCAAGAUGGAAGCAGUUAUUUCCAAAUAGUUCUUCAGAAAUAUUGCCUCUCGCAGGGCAUUGCAUGGUUUGCUGUUCGAACAGAAUCUACGCUUUCGGUGGAUAUGCCUCUCAGUUUAUCGAGGGACAGUGCUACAGUCGCCACUACAAUACCUUAUUUGAGUUCAGUUUUUCUCGGAAUUUAUGGUCGACAGUGCGUUUAGAAACGUCUGACGGUCCUCUUUCUCCACAACCAAGGAGACAUGCCUCAAUGGUAUUUCACGGGCAGUCUCUUUACAUAUUUGGUGGAUUUUCCGAAAGGCAUGAAGUGCUUAGUGACUUGUGGUCUUUUGACCUUGUUAAGAGGAAAUGGACUCCGAUUAUUGCAAGACCAGGAUCUUUCUGGCCAGCAGCAAGAGCCGAGCAUUCAGCUGUUGUAUAUAAAGACAGAAUGAUCAUUUUCGGAGGCUACGACGGGAAGAAGAAGCUUUGCGACACAGUUGCUUUGAACAUGAGAGACUUCAGUUGGGAAGUGGUCUCGAGUAAUGGAGGAUAUUAUCCCAAUAGAAGAUGCAAACACAGUGCAGUAGUUUACAGGAACAAGAUGUACGUUCUUGGAGGCUUUCAGUUUGCAAAUGACAAAAACGCUGCUGUCACAGAUUUGGUGGCAUUGAACUUGGAGGAUAUGACGUGGAAUCUGGAGCUGAUGAGUGGUUCUAUUCCUGAAGGUUUGCAAGCUCAUAAAGCAGUCGUAGUGAAUGAUUCAAUGUACAUAUUUGGAGGCAAAAUUCGACUACAAAACUCUGGAGGUAAUGUUUGGCAAAGUUCUCUAAAUGAUGUUGUUUGGUGUUAUCGUUUUGAUGUCAAUUGCUGGUCACCGGUAAAAUGUGAAGGCGCGUCACCAAAGGCUCGACAGUUACAUGGGGCUUGUGUGGUUCAUACCUCCGAAGGGAAAUGCAGUCUUAUUGUGUAUGGUGGUGUUGAUCGUUUAAAGGAGACGUAUUACAAUGAUAUCUGGGAACUUGAAGGUAUAGAUUGCGCUUCAAAACUGCAGUCUUGCGACUCUUGCGAGUCCUUGAAGAAUCUGGUCAAUUCGGAGAAAUUUGCUGACCUCCAACUCGUAGUGGACGGUUUUAGAAUACCAGCACAUCGUUGUAUAUUAUAUUCGAAAUGUGACUACUUUAGAAAAAUGUUAGAGUCCGACAUGAAGGAGAGUGUCCAAAGUUCAAUAGAGAUCCGAGGAAUUGGUUAUUCCACGUUUCUUAAGGUGCUCUUUUAUAUUUAUACUGGACGUCCAGCAUACGAUAUGGACUACGAACAGUUGAUCGAGUUGUUGGUUGCCGCAGAUAUGCUAGGACUUGAGGAGUUGCACAUAUUUUGCAUGAAACGGCUAGAAGAGUCUGUUAAUGUGGAAAACGUAUCCUCAGUAUGUCAGUUGGCCAAUGAAUAUAAUGCAGGGCAACUUAAAACUUUCUGUCUUGAAUACAUUGUGAAAUACUUUUCGGAAGUAGUGGAAACAAAGGGAUUUGAAGAUUUGCUUAAGAAGGAAGCCAGUGGAUUGGCAAGAGAAAUUUUACGAUUGCAUGCAAAGGCAGUUGCCUGGAAUCAGUAAAGUUACCUUAUGUGGUACUCGUUCCUUUUGACACUGUUGUUUAUUGUUAUU
Galdieria sulphuraria is the source of this 1934-nucleotide messenger RNA. RefSeq lists its product as uncharacterized. The coding region runs from base 33 to 1883 and encodes 616 amino acids. The record is from RefSeq and is a predicted model, not a curated record. Lineage: Eukaryota; Rhodophyta; Bangiophyceae; Galdieriales; Galdieriaceae. Gene Ontology annotation, cellular component: Golgi apparatus. Gene Ontology annotation, molecular function: protein binding. The transcript has 7 exons.